This is a messenger RNA of Gopherus evgoodei (Goodes thornscrub tortoise), 990 nucleotides long. Its product is annotated as transmembrane protein 68-like. Gene Ontology annotation, cellular component: membrane. The record is from RefSeq and is a predicted model, not a curated record. Gene Ontology annotation, molecular function: acyltransferase activity. NCBI's taxonomy places the organism in Eukaryota, Metazoa, Chordata, Testudines, Testudinidae.
AUGCUAAGCAGAAGUAAAUCCAGUAUUUCAGAGCAGAAACUUGUAAACUAUAUGACCUAUCUGACUGACAUAUUGGAAGAAUUGACUGGUCUGGAGCACCAAGACUAUCUGGUUUAGGUGUUCUACUUCUUGUUGCUGUUAAUUCCAUUUAUAAUGCUGCUUGCAUUUCAUAUCGUUCUGUUUGGUAUUCUCUACCUUUCCAGUCUUCUUCUUCAUGUUUACAAGAGAAAGAAUCUCCUAAAGGGAGAUUAUUCCAGUAAGUUAUGGGACAAUGGCAGGCAAAUGGUGAUAUGUCUUUGGGACUUGUAUGGAAAGUUAUGGCAUGGUUAUGAGCUUCAUGGUGUGGAAAACAUCCCAGAAGGACCAGGACUGAUUGUUUAUUACCAUGGUGCCACACCUAUAGACUAUUUGUACUUUCUGGCUAGAUUAUGUAACCAGAAGGGCAGACUCUGCCACUCAGUAGCUGAUCACUUCACCUUUAAAAUACCAGGUAUUAAACUGCUUUUAGACGUUUUUGGUGUGAUGCAUGGUGGAAGAGAAGAAUGUGUUCAAAUUCUGAAGAAUGGUCACUUAUUGGGUGUCUCACCAGGCGGAGUUCGAGAAGCAUUCUUUAGUGAUGAAAACUACAACCUCUUGUGGGGUAAUCGCAAAGGCUUUGCUCAGGUGGCUAUAGAUGCAAAAGUGCCCAUCAUCCCUAUGUUCACACAGAAUCUUCGGGAAGGAUACAGGACACUUGGAAAAAUAUGGUCAUUUAGGUGGCUUUAUGAAUAUACUCGAUUGCCAGUAGUUCCUCUAUAUGGAGGGUUCCCAGUCAAAUUUCGCACAUAUAUUGGCGAUCCCAUACCAUAUGAUCCAAAUGUAAGUGCUGCAGAACUAGCUGAAAAGGCAAAGACUGCAAUCCAAUCUCUAAGAGACAGGCACCAAAAAACACCAGGAAAUAUACUAAGAGCUCUAUUGGAACGAUUCGAUAAACAUCAGAAAGAUGACUAG